AUGAAGCUCGCUGCGCCCAUCGUAGCCGCCACGGCAGCUCUGCCCCUCGCGUCGUCAACCAUCAUCACAGCGUACCAAAACAUCACGCUCCCAACAACCAACACCACCCUCCUCGGCAACAUUUACAACCACUGGAUCUACCUCGGAAAUGAUACAUAUGAUCUCACGCGGUCCAUGAUCGCACCCACGACCAAGCCCGUCACCAUCCCCAUGACCGGAUCCCGGCAACGCGCCAUUAUCGAACCCUCGCGUUCCGCGCUCAUCAUAAUCGACAUGCAGAACUUUUUCCUCCAUCCAGAGCUCACUCCUAGCGCCGAAGGCGGCCGGAAAGCAGUGGAGCCCACUCUUAAAAUGAUUGACGCUUUUCGUAGAAAUGGUAUGCCCGUGCUCUGGACCUUCUGGGGCCUCGAUGGAAAGGAUCUCCGAGAUCUGCCUCCUUCGGACAUUGCGGGAUUUUCGAGCACCAAGCACAGUCCUACGAAUUCGUUUGGCAGCGAUAUGGGGAAACUGAAAGACGGCACCGAGCUGGGCCAAAUGUUGAUGCGCGGCUCGUGGAAUGCGAGACCGUAUGGGCCAUUGUACGAUGCGCAGAUCCAAGGUGUCAAGAACGGAACGGACCAUUAUUUCAACAAAAACCGUGUGAGCGGCAUGUGGGGUGCGCAGACACCGCUUGGUCUCUGGUUGGAAGAAAACCAGAUCACCACUCUUUUCUUCGGAGGUGUAAACUCGGAUCAAUGCGUGUACGGUACGCUCCUAGAUGCCGGUUUCAAGGGUGCCGCUCAAAUGGUCAGGUAUAAUUCAGACCUCAACGGUUUUGUAUCCAAUUCAUCUUUGAUCAUACCCGCACUCUCCUAG
This is a messenger RNA of Pyrenophora tritici-repentis Pt-1C-BFP, 855 nucleotides long. NCBI's taxonomy places the organism in Eukaryota, Fungi, Ascomycota, Dothideomycetes, Pleosporales, Pleosporaceae. The record is from RefSeq and is a predicted model, not a curated record.